This is a messenger RNA of Phalacrocorax carbo (great cormorant), 1532 nucleotides long. NCBI's taxonomy places the organism in Eukaryota, Metazoa, Chordata, Aves, Suliformes, Phalacrocoracidae. The record is from RefSeq and is a predicted model, not a curated record.
GACGGACGACAGUGGGACGGACAGACAGCGGGACAGCUGGGCGGAUCGAUGGACAGCGUGAUGUGGGGGGGAACGUGAGCAUCGGGACGGCCUCAGUACCGCCGGAUCCGGCCUCGCCUGCGGACGGAGCCAGCGCCGCCGUCACCAUGGGCAACAUCUUUGGGAACCUGCUGAAGAGCCUGAUCGGGAAGAAGGAGAUGCGGAUCCUGAUGGUGGGGCUGGACGCCGCCGGGAAGACCACCAUCCUCUACAAGCUGAAGCUGGGGGAGAUCGUCACCACCAUCCCCACCAUAGGGUUUAACGUGGAGACAGUGGAGUACAAGAAUAUCAGCUUCACCGUGUGGGACGUGGGUGGGCAGGACAAGAUCCGGCCCCUCUGGCGGCAUUACUUCCAAAACACCCAGGGGCUGAUCUUCGUGGUGGACAGCAAUGACCGGGAGCGGGUGAACGAGGCGCGGGAGGAGCUCAUGCGGAUGCUGGCGGAGGACGAGCUGCGGGACGCCGUCCUCCUCGUCUUUGCUAACAAGCAGGACCUGCCCAACGCCAUGAACGCGGCGGAGAUCACGGACAAGCUGGGGCUGCACUCCCUGCGCCACCGUAACUGGUACAUCCAGGCCACCUGUGCCACCAGUGGGGACGGGCUCUACGAGGGCCUCGACUGGCUCGCCAACCAGCUCAAGAACAAGAAGUGAGCGGGCGGCCGCCGGCCCCGGCCCCCUCCCCGCGCCCCCGGCCCCCCCCCGGGGCCGUGCCAGGCCCCCCCCGGCCGCCCCCUCCCCGCCCCGGUUGGGUUUUGCUUUCUUCUGGCACCGGUUGCUGUGGGGUUUUUCGCCUUUUUUGGGGUCUCUUCGGUUCCCCUCGGAUCUCGUGUGUGCGUGCGUGGAAAUAUAGCUAUAUAUAACGUAUCUGGGGGGGCAGGGGCAGAGCCCCGGGGAGUGGGACGGGGGCUGGGGGCCACCUCGGUGCUGCCCUGCCUGGGGGGGGCCAUGCCGGGGUACCCUGUCCCUGUGCAUGUCCCCGCACCCCUCACCUUCCUCUGGACCAAAUGUGGGGGCAGCGGGGCCGCGGGGGGCAUUUGGGACCAUACACACACACACACACACACCCCAGCACCCCCUCCCGGCCCCACGUGUCCCCCAGGGGUCCCACACGUCCCCGGCCCCCCCCAUGUCACUUCGAGGCAGGUCUCCUCCCCGCAGCGUGACCCCCACGGCAGGGGGGUGGGGCAUGGGGCUACCGGGACCCCUACAGUCCCCUGGCCAUGCCCUCCCCCCAACCCUGGCCACCUGCACCCCAACCCUGUGCCAGCAUAGUGAUUGUAUGUCCCUGCCCCUCACGGAUGGACGGACGGACAGCCCCGUACUGUACCCCUCCCUCGGCACCGUAUUUAUACCCCCGGUCUGUGCUUGGUGUGACGUGUCGCUGCGGCUCUGCCCCGUCUGGGGACGUGUGUACUUACCCCACCCCCCCCUCACGCCUGAGACGGUGGGUGACCCCCGGCCCCCCCUUGGAUAUUAAACAUGUUUUAUGUA